Acanthochromis polyacanthus (spiny chromis) is the source of this 813-nucleotide messenger RNA. Its product is annotated as ecto-ADP-ribosyltransferase 4-like. The coding region runs from base 1 to 813 and encodes 270 amino acids. The record is from RefSeq and is a predicted model, not a curated record. The transcript has 2 exons. NCBI's taxonomy places the organism in Eukaryota, Metazoa, Chordata, Actinopteri, Pomacentridae. Gene Ontology annotation, molecular function: NAD+-protein-arginine ADP-ribosyltransferase activity; NAD+ poly-ADP-ribosyltransferase activity.
AUGUCAAAGUUGGGGUUUGGUGACUGCCUAUUCAAAGCUGAAGUUGUGACUGAUAAGGUCGUAACACAGAAAUGGGAAAGCUGCAGUACAAACUUCAGUCAGACCUGGAGUGAGGCGCAGCGACAUGUUCAAGAACCCGCACACAAGUACAUAGAAAAACAUCAUUUAACAGCUUUAUACAUGUACACAAGUUUGCUGCAACCUGUUAACCAUGCCAGUUCGGCAAAACAAAAGAAAGCGUUUGGCUCCUGCUCGCUUUAUCUUUUACUAAGUGAAGCCAUUCAAAUCCUCAAACACAGUCAGGUGACAUGUCUCAACACAUAUUAUAGAACAGAGACACUUGAACAUCACCUGAACAUCUCUAACAAACAGGUUCACUUCAACACCUUCAUAUUAGGUUCUGAUCAGAAGAACUUUACAGGGAUUGCUUCAUGUUUCCAAGUGUACUCAUGUUUUGGUGCCAAUGUAACACAUUACUCUGCUUUGAAACAAAAUAAUCAGGUACUCAUUCCGCCCUAUGAGGUUUUUAAAGUCACUGACAUCCAGACAGAAACAAAGGGAUGUAAAGUCCUUUACAGACUCAGGAGCAACCUGGACUGUGUUUAUGACCAAGAGAGGGAUGUGUUGCAUCCAAUAUCUGCAGCACCAGUGGGGGGAUUUUGGAUCACUUUAACCAUUGCUUGUGUUGUUAUCAUUUCAGUUCUGCUCCCCUUUGUUAUUGUGAGGGUGCGCCAUAAGAGGACUGCUUUAUUUUACGGUGCUUCGUCUUUGCAUAACAGCCCAGAAAUCGCUCUGAGACCUGCAUUAGGCUAA